GACUUCUCUCCAGUGCGCGUGCUGAGGAGACUCCGAUGUUGGCCUCAGCUCCCAGGCUGAACUCGGCAGAUCGGCCCAUGAACACGGAUGUUUUGAGACAAAGGAGAGGCGCCGUGAGGAAACAGCAGCUCUUAUCCUGGGCUUGGCGGCAAGGAAGAGGUCAGGCGGUGGGAAUCUUGCAAUCUGAGAAGCAGACCGAAAGGUGACAAAGAAGCUGAAGAUGGGUGGUGGAGAAAGGUGUAACAUUCCAGCCCCUCAGUCUAGAAAUAGUAGUAAGAACCAACAACAGCUUAACAGACAGAAGACCAAGGAUCAAAAUCCCCAGAUGAAGAUUGUUCAUAAGAAAAAAGAAAGAGGACAUACUUACAAUUCGUCGGCAGCUGCAUGGCAGGCCAUGCAAAAUGGGGGGAAGAACAAAAGUUUUUCAAGUAAUCAGAAUUGGAACUCUAGCUUAUCGAGUCCCACCUUACUUUUUAAGUCUCAAACCAGCCAGAACUAUGCAGGAGCCAAAUUCAGUGAACCACCAUCACCAAGUGUUCUUCCUAAACCACCAAGCCACUGGGUUCCUGUUUCCUUGAAUCCUUCUGAUAAGGAAACUAUGACAUUUCAACUUAAAACCUUACUUAAAGUACAGGUAUAAUAGUACUAAUGGUCAUGUCAAUUAUAUUUUAAGGGUUUGUUGGUCAGAAACAUUUGCUAGGGAAUUAACCUGCAGAAAUGAUUAAUGUAGAAAAUGCACUGAUACAAUGGCUUGUAACAGUGUAAAUUAAAAUAAUUUUAUUUUGUACGAAGAAUUUUCAAUCUUAAGUGUAGGUUCUGAGAAAUAGAAUUGUUUCUAUUGCUUUUUUGUAGGGAGGAUAUUGAGGACUAUCACUUACAAAGAAGAAAAUUUGCUUAAGUUGAAGACAAGGGCCUAAAAUUUAUCUCAAAGCUUAAUGGAUAACGUGAUGCACUGCCGGAAGAAAAUGUGAAUUUUUUUUCUUAAGAAUAGCUGUAUUUUAGUAAGAACUGUAGUAGCAAGUGG
This is a messenger RNA of Suncus etruscus (white-toothed pygmy shrew), 1024 nucleotides long. It is a transcript of the gene PNRC2, whose product is annotated as proline rich nuclear receptor coactivator 2. Gene Ontology annotation, biological process: nuclear-transcribed mRNA catabolic process, nonsense-mediated decay. The record is from RefSeq and is a predicted model, not a curated record. The transcript has 2 exons. Gene Ontology annotation, cellular component: P-body; nucleus. Bases 221 to 640 code for a protein of 139 amino acids. NCBI's taxonomy places the organism in Eukaryota, Metazoa, Chordata, Mammalia, Eulipotyphla, Soricidae.